Colletotrichum tamarilloi is the source of this 810-nucleotide messenger RNA. RefSeq lists its product as uncharacterized. NCBI's taxonomy places the organism in Eukaryota, Fungi, Ascomycota, Sordariomycetes, Glomerellales, Glomerellaceae. The coding region runs from base 1 to 810 and encodes 269 amino acids. The transcript has a single exon. The record is from RefSeq and is a predicted model, not a curated record.
AUGCAGCUCAAGGACCUCCUUCCUGCCGGAUUGCUCCUUAACAACCUCUUCGAUAAGGUGGAGAAGGCUGAAGAGCACGCAGACGGCCGCAUCACCACCACCAACACCAAGCAGGUAGAACUCGGCGAUGUUAUGUUCUUCCACAACGACCUGGAUGACCUCAAGCGUCUACUCGCCACUGCCGGCUCAGAUUCAGUCACAAUUAAGAAGCUUCCCAAGACGAAUGUUGUUAUCGUCAAGCGGACUACGAGUAGUGGUGAUAGUACCAAUGACGCUGUUGACGUUGUGGCAACACCUACCAUGUUAUCCACCUCACCUACCGCCACCGCCUCUACUUCACGUUCCUCGCCAGCCACUGUUUCCGAAGCAUCUGACUUCUCAAAAGAGCUGAGAACACCAGUCGAAAUAGAGGCACCCAAGUCAUCUACAACAUCCUCCCCGGAAGACAUGGAGACCUUACGCGAAGAGGAAGAAGCCGCCAAGUCGGACCCCAGCGGCAACGGCGCCACCAGCGACUACGGUGUCGACCCUGAAACCCAGCCCACCCAGAUUUCACCCAGAGACACUAAAUACAAGACUCCUGGCGUAUUCCCCUGGAGAAAUAGGCUCUGUCGCUGCGUUUCCAUCGGCGCCAUCUUUGGGAACAAGGAUGACCGUCUAGCCAAGUCCGACGAGCCGCUGCCGCCGUACGAGGAGGGCGUUUCCAUCUUCAACUGGGGCAACGGCGUCUGCAAAUGCGUUCCUAUGGAUGAUGCCUUUGGCGACCAUACUAUGGCGGCGUUGGGUUUGGCAAUUGAGACUGUGGAUUAG